Nerophis ophidion (straightnose pipefish) is the source of this 8136-nucleotide messenger RNA. RefSeq names its product mab-21-like 1 (gene mab21l1). The coding region runs from base 356 to 1435 and encodes 359 amino acids. The record is from RefSeq and is a predicted model, not a curated record. NCBI's taxonomy places the organism in Eukaryota, Metazoa, Chordata, Actinopteri, Syngnathiformes, Syngnathidae. The transcript has a single exon.
UGAGUGAGUGAGUGAGAGUGUGUGUUGUGAAAAGACAGCAAACACCGUGCGAACACAUUCCACUCUGCGCAAAACCAUGCGCACUUUUUCUGCGCGCACAUGACAGCCGGCAGGGACUUUUUCCUCUCCUAUAAUAAUAAUAAUAAUAAUAGUAGUAAUAAUGAUAAUGCUGACGUGCAUGCAUUUUUAAGCUGACUAGAGAGUGUGCUCCGUCUUAUAAAUAGACUUCUUUUUUUUUUUUUCUUUUUAAAAAGCUGCCUUUUCUUCUCUAAAAUUGGCUCCCGUACAAACAGCCGCGUUGGAUCCGUCGGCGUACUGCGAGACUCCGGUGUACAACCCGGAUCUCUGCCCCAACAUGAUCGCCGCGCAGGCCAAGCUGGUGUACCACCUGAACAAAUACUACAACGAGAAGUGCCAGUCCCGCAAGGCGGCCAUCUCCAAGAGCAUCCGCGAGGUCUGCAAGGUGGUGUCGGACGUGCUGAAGGAGGUGGAGGUGCAGGAGCCGCGCUUCAUCAGCUCGCUCAGCGAGAUGGACAACCGCUUCGAGGGCCUGGAGGUCAUCUCGCCCACCGAGUUCGAGGUGGUGCUCUACCUCAACCAGAUGGGCGUCUUCAACUUCGUGGACGACGGCUCGCUGCCGGGCUGCGCCGUGCUGAAGCUCAGCGACGGCCGCAAGCGGAGCAUGUCCCUCUGGGUGGAGUUCAUCACCGCCUCCGGCUACCUCUCGGCGCGCAAGAUCCGCUCCCGCUUCCAGACGCUGGUGGCGCAGGCGGUGGACAAGUGCAGCUACCGCGACGUGGUGAAGAUGGUGGCGGACACCAGCGAGGUGAAGCUGCGCAUCCGCGACCGCUACGUGGUGCAGAUCACGCCCGCCUUUAAGUGCACCGGCAUCUGGCCGAGGAGCGCCGCGCACUGGCCGCUGCCGCACAUCCCCUGGCCGGGGCCCAACCGGGUGGCAGAGGUCAAGGCGGAGGGCUUCAACCUCCUCUCCAAGGAAUGCUACUCGCUCAACGGCAAGCAGAGCUCGGCCGAGAGCGACGCCUGGGUGCUGCAGUUCGCCGAGGCCGAGAACCGCCUGCUGCUGGGCGGCUGCAGGAAGAAGUGCCUCUCGGUGCUGAAGGCGCUGCGGGACCGACACCUGGAGCUGCCGGGCCAGCCGCUCAACAACUACCACAUGAAGACUCUGGUCUCCUACGAGUGCGAGAAGCACCCGCGGGAGUCGGACUGGGACGAGAACUGCUUGGGGGACCGCCUGAACGGGAUUCUAUUGCAGCUCAUCUCCUGUUUGCAGUGCCGGAGGUGUCCGCACUACUUCCUGCCCAGCCUGGACCUCUUCCAGGGCAAGCCGCACUCGGCCCUGGAGAACGCCGCCAAGCAGACGUGGCGGCUGGCGAGAGAAAUACUGACCAACCCCAAGAGCUUGGAGAAACUCUGAGGUAACAACCGGGAGACAACAAAACACACACACACAAAAAAAACAACAAAAAAACCCGCUCCUAAUUCUUAUCAAGACGCAUUUUUUUUUUUAAAUAAUCCCCCAUCCCCAAAAGUGUUCCAAACAUGUACAUUUAUACUGUAAAUGUCUUCAUACUUGUGGUAACAGAUUGUGAAUGUUGUUCUGUGACACCUGUUUGGAAUAUUAAUUUAUAUAUCUAGUCUGUCCUUUUAUUCCAGUUUACAUUUUGAGUGUCAAACAUUCCAUCGAUUUACUUGAAUUUAUUUUAAUUUAAAGGUACUUUUUAUUGGCUGUUGUUGUUUUGUUUUUUUUAAUAUAUAUUAUAUAUAUAUUUCCUCUGCCGUGUUUCUUUUAGUCACAAGAUUUGUUUUCUACAAAAAAAUGACAACCUAUAAUAAAUAUUAUAAAUAUAUAUUACGUUCAAAUUGAAAAAGAAAUGCACUUGAAAAAAAAACACUGGAUUAUAACAUCUGUGAUCUGUUUUGUUUUUAAUUGUCCUCACUUUAUUUAAAGAGCUAAUAAAAACGAGUUGCUAUAUAAUUGUUGGCUUUUAUUAAACGUGUUUUAAAAAACAACUUGAAUUUAGACGUGUUGCAUGAAAUUCACCAAUGUGCAUUAAACAAGGCCAACGCAUUUGCACGCAAUUACAGUCGUUGCGCCUUUUUUUUUUUGUACGCGUCCAAGCGGUUUUAAGACGCAAGCUUACCUUUUGGCUGACUCGUUUAAAGGCCGGCUCCUCCUCGUCCACCUCGAAGUAGAUUUCGCUGGUCGUGAUGGACAAAGUCCCCUUGGCCACCAGGCCUGGCGCGACCAGCUGGGCCGGGCUGCUCAGAACCACUGCGCCUAUGUGGGUCGGAUAUAUUCCAAGUAAAAAUAAAUGUGUGCAAAUAAUGGAGUAUCCAAAAAAUACUCAGUUUUUAGCAUUUAGUACAAUUUUAACUGUGCAGGGUUUGCAUCAUCAAUUAAAAAUACAAAUGUCUGCAAAACGUUAUGACAACGUGUGCCUGCAGCACCAACGUGCACUGGUGCAGAAACAAGAAAAUUACCUAUAAUUGUUUUGCAAAAAAGUGCAGCACACACGCAUGAAAAAGGACGAAUUAUGCGGGGGGGAAAAAUGAAAAUUCACUGUAAUUGUUUUGCAAAACAGUGAAGCACACAUGCAAAAUAGGAUACAUUAUGCAGAAAAAAAAUGAAAUUCACGAUAAUGUUUUGCAACAAAGUGCAGCACACAACCAUAAAAAAGGAAAAAAUAUGAAGGAAAAAUUCAAACUUAAUUAUAAUUGUUUAGCAAAAGGUGCAGCCCACAUGCAAAAAGACAAUAUGCAGAAAAAAAAAGAACAUUCACUGUAACUGUUUUGCAAAAAAGUGCGGCACACAUGCAUAAAAAGGAAAAAUUAUGCAUAAAAAAGGACAUUCACUGUGAUUUUUUGCUAAAAAAAAAAGUGCAGCACAUGCAAAAAAGGACAUAAGCAGAAAAAAAUGAGAAUUCACAAAAUUGUUUUGCAAAAAAAGAAAAAAGACAUAAUAUGCAGGAAAAAAAAGAACAUUUACUGUAAUAGUUUUGCAAACAAAAAAAAGUGCAGCACAUGCAAACAAGGACUUAACAUGCAGGGAAAAAGAAAAUUCCCUAUAGUUGUUUUGCAAAUAAGUGCAGCACACAUGCAAAAAAGGACAUCAUAUGCAGAAAAAAGAACAUUCACUGUAAUUGUUUUGCAAAAGGAAGUGCAGCACAUGCAAACAAGGACAUAACAUGCAGGGGGAAAAAAUCACUCUGACUGUUUUGAAAAAAGUGCAGCGCACAUGCAUGAUAUAGGACAUAAUAUGCAGGGAAAAAAGAAAAUUCACUAUGACUGUUUUUAAAAAAAAGUGCAGGGCACAUGCAUGAUAUAGGACAUAAUAUGCAGAAAAAAAGAAAAUUCACUGUACUUGUUUUGCGAAAAAGUGCAGCAUACAUGCAUGAAAAAGAACAUAUGUAGUAAAAAAAAGCUGAUUGUAGCUGAGAUAGGCACCAGCGCCCCCCGCAACCCCAAAGGGAAUAAGCGGUAGGAAAUGGAUGGAUGGAUGUUUUGCAAAAAAGUGCAGCACACAUGCAUGAAAAAGAAAAUAUGUAGAAAAAAAAGAAAAUUCACUGUAACUGUUUUGCAAAAAAAGUGCAGCGCACAUGCAUGAAAGAGGACAUAAUAUGCAGAAAAAAAGAAAAUACCCUGUAAUUGUUUGGCAAAAAAGUGCAUCACAUGCAGGAAAAAGGACAAUCUAAAACAUAAUGCAAACAGUAAACUGCAUUGCAAUACAUCAAAAUGCUGCAUGCCUUCAAGUUUACAUCAGUUGAUCUUAUCACACCUUUAUUGUGCAUUGUUCACCCCUGACUGUAGAGCCAAGAUAUUUAUCGAUCCCUUAAAGUCAAGAGGAGCCACUUCAGCCUAACAUCCAUCUUCAUUUGGGUCGCAGGGCCAAUUAUGGCUGAUAGUGUUACAGGACACAAGUGGAUUUGGGCUCUCUGAUCCCUCCAUGCCGGAGAUGCAACCCCCAACCCAUACCAGCAUCCAUGCACCCCCAUCACCAACUACAUGCACUAAGACGGAAUUUGCUCGGUGCAUUAUUUUUUCCUGAUUCUAUCUGUUUAUAUCACGCUUGAGUGAAUACUGCACACCUCAUUACAGUAUUUCACCUUGUAAACAUCCAAGUGACGUCAUUGGAGGUAAUCCCAUUGAUAAGAAGCAUAUUGUUUUAUUAUGUUACGCAUGCAUUGUGACUGUACUUUCAAUUUAAAGGUUGCCGCUUUGUGUGAUGAACUACAGACACAUACACACACACACAGUUAAACACACACACUUCAACACACAUGCACAAGCCUGAAGCAGUGCAGCCAUUGCUGAUGCAGAGGAAGAGGAUUAGGCUGCAUAAUCCCCUCAGAGAUCCUUCCAUAAUUAGGCGAUAUGGCAUUAAAAUGUUUACACAAGAAUAAUGAAAUUAAGGGCAAGUUAACACAGGCUUGGGGAGCGUAUGUAGGUUAAAUUCCCGGGCAGUCUUCGGAUUAUCGGUGCAAAUGUUAGUCCGAGGGGGGAAUUUGCUGCAAGCGAAGAACAUGUCUCAUUCCGGCUGCAGUGUAUUUUUGGGCGAUGGGGUUUUAUUAUGGGAGUAAUUCAUCUUGCUAUGAAAAUGCAUACAAAGUUAGACAGCGUCAAAAGGUAACACGGACACUUCUUUAGGUACAUCUGCAGUUUCUACACACUUCAGUAGAGCCAUUGGAAACACUAGAGUGAGGCUGAGUGUGUUAUUGUCGCUUCAGUCCGUAUGCAUCGUUCAAGGAGAAAUAUCCUUAAAUUUGAAAAUGAUUAGCUCUCAGUAAAAGAAUAUUGUGAUUAAUGGUUUGAUCACAUUUAAAAUCCCCAUUCAGGCUGAAUAAAACAUGCACUCAGACUAUUUAGGAAAAAAUAAAUAUAUAAAACCUCAGAAUGAUGUAGUUUUCUAUUUUUUUCCCCCAAAAUAAAAUGUCCUGUUUAUGUAUUCAUUGUCCUCAUAGAAUGUAAAAUCUGUGUGCUUUUGCAAAAUGCAGACAUUCAAAUUCUCUGUUAAGUCUUUUAAUUUCUAGUGAAGAUUGCAUUUUGUAAAAGAAAACAUGUAAAAAAAAAAAGGAUACACUUGGUAAGACUUCACUUUUUUGUUGAUUAAACAUGGCUAAAUGAAAAAAAAAAAAACUUUGUUAUUAUAUUGAAGUUGACAAAGAAAAUAGUCUAAUAAUCCAUAUUUUGUAUUUUCAGUCUGGCUCAUAUGCACCUUUAUGAUGUUCUGGUGUGUUUAUUUUUAGAAUACGCAGCAGGCCAAUUAAAUAAAACCAAAUUUAGACGCCACUGUUGUAGAAUGACAAAAAAUGUUGUGGCACUGGAGUAUAAGCCUGUAUCAUACAUCCACACAUUAUUAUACGAAUGUGUGAAGAGUCGUGUAAAGGCUGAGCUGGUUUUCAGCUGCACGAAGGCGAGGGAGCAAAACAAAGGGUAAUGUCUAAUGCCAGCGGUUCCGUCAUUGUAGAGGGCAAACCAGGGUUUACAGCCGUCUCAGGCUCCGCCCCCUCCCCUUGGCAGGAGGCGGAGUUUGGCUGGCUGACAAGAAUCAAGUCUGGGAUCUCUCAUGAGGCCUGUUCAUGUCGGCGAUGAUAAGAUGGGAGCCAAGCAAGUACAGGGCCAUCCAAAAACUAACAAAACACUGCUAACAAUGAACAUUGUGGAGGGAAGGCCGCAGCGCCCCCGCAGGAGGGAAGGCAAAUUGCAAUUUUGAAAAAAAUACUGCAAGAAAAAAUAUGUUCUAAAUGUAAAAAAGAAAUAAAAUAAAAUAUUUUUUGGGGCUUGUGGAACCUUUGAAUACAGUACUUUAAUGAAUAAAUCAGGGGUGUCACUCAUUUUAGAUUGAGGGCCACAUAGAGAAACAUCUACUCCCAAUCGGGCCAAAAUGAUAAAAUCCUGACACAAUAACUUAAAAAUAAAGACAACUUAAAAUCAUUUAGUUUAAAAAAAAAAUAUUACAAGCACAUUCUGAAAUUGUACAAAUCAUAAUGUUGUAGGUUUUUUUUACACUUACAUGUUGCGGUAAAUAGUAUUCUAUCAUUUUUUUGUCGUUAUUUAUAUUUUCUGAAUAAAUGGGUGUUAAUAUUUAAUUUAUCAAGAUAAAAAAUGAUGUCAAAAUCAAUUUACAGGAUGUUAUUUAUGUAGUUUGAUCAUUUUCCUCGACUGAUGUACUAACAUCAUAUGGUUUAUUUUGUACAUACUGUAUGUAGCAUUAUGUACAAAGAUACAAAGAAUUGCUAUUGCGACAUCCUGUGGACACAUUUAGAACAGCUGUUUCAUUCAUUUAAAAAAUUGCAGGUUCAUUUUUAUACUUAGCAAACUCAUCCCGCAAGCGGGAUAAAACCUGUUUGCGGGCCUGAUCCAGCCCGCGGGCCGUACGUUUGACACCCCUGGUAUAAAUACACAACGUGAGGGAUUGUCAUCCAUUCAUCAAGACAAGAUGUCCAAAGUGUGGUCUGGGCGGCGUUUGCGAACCGCAGCUUGUAAUUUAUCCGUCCAGCGGCACAUUGUAAGGGUACGCUUAAAGAAGGAAACUAAAAACAAAAACCAGCACAAAUUGAGGUACUGUAACAAAACAGGUAAUAUGUUAAGUCAUAUAAACAACAAAUAAUAAUACAUAAAGUAGUAUGCUUUGUCUUCUAUAACACCGAGUUAACAUCCAGGUUGUUAUUUUUCUUUGAAUAUAUUCGUGACUUCUUACUACUUUAGUUGGUUGUAGCAGGUUUCCAAAAUAGUAAUAAAAGAAAAUCUCUGGGUGGUGACCAGUCCAGUCCUGGACUUAACUGGACUGACCGCCAUCCUAGUCACUGCCAUUGUGUCCUUGGGCAAGACAUUUUAACCACCUUCUCCCAGUGCCACCCACACUAGUUUAAAUGUAAAAAUUAGAUAUUGGUUUUCACUAUGUAAAGCGCUUUGAGCCAGUAGAGAAAAAGCGCUAUAUAAAUAUAAUUCACUUCACUUCACUUACCUGUGCCCUAUUAAGGACAGGCCUAACGAGAACAUUACCAGCAUAUGACAUCCUUUGGUAUUUUAGCAUGUGGCCGAUGGUAAAAACAACGAGGAUGUCCCAGAUCUACGAGAGCAUUUGUAAGGUCAAAGGUCAUAAGCCUUGUUUACAUUUCAGCUGUAUAUAGUAAGUCCUCUUUUAUCUCUGUUAUGUGGUUCCGGGCCGGACCGUAGUAAAUGCACUUUUGCAAGUAGGGAUGAAUCAAAUAUUUUCACAGCUAAAGCAAAAAAAACACCUAAAUACAGCCCGUGUAGUCACCUUUUUACUCGUUUUAUCCAAUAUAGUAGUGCUACCUGCGGCUGAGCCAAUCAGUGGCCUCGACACUGAACUGUGCGCUCUGAUUUGUUUGGUCUUAUCUUGUGGCCAAUACUACAGUGGUAAUGAUCAUUUUAAUUUAUUUAGCCAUUGAGCCUAAAAUGUUUACUUUAGGCCAAUAAUACAUAACAUUUGUUUUAAACAUAAUUAGAAAUAAGUAAAAAAAAAUAUUCCGCAAUAGAGUGAAGCUGAAAACCUUUAAGCUCCGUGGGAAAAAGUAAACCAAAAAAAUCCUGCUAUUUGAGCAAUUAUGAAAGAGGAGACAAUCUAUUAGGGUUGUAUGGUAUACCCGUACUAGUAUAGUACCGCGAUACUAAUGAAUCAUUUUCAGUACUAUACCGCCUCUGAAAAGUACCGGUCCAGAUAUUACCAGUUAAUGAACAAGUAGAUUAAUAAUUCAUUUUCUACCACUUGUCCUUAAUAAUAUUGACAAAAUAAUAGAAUGGAAAAUGACACAAUAUGUUACUGCAUACAUCAGCAGACUAAUUAGGAGCCUUUUUUUGUUUACUUACUAAUAAAAGACAAUUUGUCUUGUAUGUUCACUAUUUUAUUUAAGGACAGACUUGCAAUAAGAAACAUGUGUUUACGUACCCUAUGAUUUUUGGUUAAAAUAAAGCCAAUAAUGCCAUUUUUUGUGGUCCUCUUCAUUUAGAAAAGUACCGAAAAGUAUCAAAAUAAUUUUGGUAGUGAAGUGAAUUAUAUUUAUAUAGCGCUUUUCUAUUGUGACUCAAAACGCUUUACAUUAUAAAACCCAAUAUCUAAGUUACAUUUUUAAACAGGUGCGAGUGGCACUGGGA